Messenger RNA from Jatropha curcas, 1787 nucleotides. RefSeq names its product WRKY DNA-binding protein 27 (gene WRKY27). Gene Ontology annotation, molecular function: transcription cis-regulatory region binding; DNA-binding transcription factor activity. Gene Ontology annotation, biological process: regulation of DNA-templated transcription. Lineage: Eukaryota; Viridiplantae; Streptophyta; Magnoliopsida; Malpighiales; Euphorbiaceae. The record is from RefSeq and is a predicted model, not a curated record. Gene Ontology annotation, cellular component: nucleus.
CCUUCUCUCUCUCUCUCUCUUCUUACUCUGUCUAUGCAUUUUCUCUCUCUUUUUUCUUUCUAAUAUUUCUUUUUCCUUCUGUCCCAACCAAAACUCAAAAGUCAGCGCCGUCCUUGUUUCUGCUCUCUCUCUUUCCUAACCCAUUUGCUCUCAGAGAGAAGCAAGAAAGAGUAGGUUAUAAUUUCUAGGUAGAUUUGGGAGGCUUGAUGGAUGAGGACUGGGAUCUGUUUGCUGUAGUGAGGGGUUGCAUUCCUGCCGCCAACACAGUCACCCCUCAAACCUACGUAAACACCACCGACGAUGCGCCUGAUAUUCAAAACGGCAGUAACUUUCAAAACCCUUUGGAUUGUUUGACCUUUAAUCAUGUCGAUGCUCCAUUUUCUUUUCCUGCUAUUGCUCUUGCUCAGCAGCCUACAAACAAUGGGUGGCUAGAAUUGCAAGAUUCUUACAUGCCUUUUUUGCCUACCACAAUUGAUCAGCCAAAUAUUCUUAGUUCCUCCAUUUCUGAUUUUUGUGGGUUUAGUGGCCAAAAUCAGCCACAACUUGCCCAACAAGAGCAACUGCAACUGCAACAUCAGCAACAGCUACCGCUACCCCCUCCCCCAUCCCCACCACCAUCUCUUCCACCACCACCACAGCCCCUCAACGUACCCUUAAGCCUCCGCUUCAACAAUAGCCCGCAACAGAGAAAAUUGCACCAACAGGGUUCUCAAAGGCCUGAGACAACUAACUCUGUCCAUCCUUUACGCAACACCCCAUCGCCGGCCAGAUCAAGAAAGAAGAAAAGCAAUAUGAAGAGGCAGGUAAUGCAAGUAACUGCCGAUAAUCUCUGUAAUGAUGUGUGGGCUUGGCGCAAGUACGGACAGAAACCCAUCAAAGGCUCUCCAUACCCAAGGAACUACUAUAGAUGCAGCAGCUCUAAAGGAUGUGCAGCGAGAAAGCAAGUAGAGAGGAGCAACACCGAUCCAAACAUGUUCGUCGUGAGUUACUCCGGCGAUCAUACCCACCCUCGUCCUACUCACCGGAAUUCGCUCGCCGGAAGUACCAGAAACAAGUUCCCCACCAUCCAAAAGCCUGACAUUAAGGAAACCGAGGAGCCAAGUGGUGAAAAGGCGCCGUGCUCGUCCCCACUUUCUGCAACAAGUCUUUCUCCAACAACCCCACUGUCAGUUUCUAUGGAGCACGAGCUGGCAGCGAAUGAGAACAUCGGGACAGAUGCUGGAAAUAUGGAUGGAGCUGACUUGCUGGAGGGCCAUGGAAUGGAAAGCGACGGUGACGGAGAGGGUGAUGGUGAUGGUGACGGUGACGGUGAUGGUUACAGUUACGAUGAUGAGGACGAUGAAGAUAUUCUGAUUCCCAAUAUGAUGUUAAAUGAAGAUAUAAUCAAGGGUUUGCAAGAGUUGGGUACUUUUGGUGAUGGUGCUUUUGGUUUUGGCAGCACUAAUAGUGGAGGCUUAGGUCGCAGCCCAGACUUUGGCGACAACUUCUCCUCUUGGGCGGUCGGUAGCUCCGCCGCAGUUGCUGGUGCCCGUGGCGGUGACUGAGACAAGCCUCUAAAAAAGCUGUUUCUUUUUCAAUAAGGAAAACGUAGGUUUCAGUAUAUUGUUCGAGGAUGCUUAUUUUCCUUUUGUUUUCGUAGGCAAUAGACAAACAAUAGAAACUAUAGGGUUUAAUGCAACCUUUUCUUUCUCGCCGGUAUAGAUAGAUGUACAGAGGGAUAGAUAGAAUCUUUUCCCUCUCCACCUAUAGCUUCUUUUUGUCUUUAAAUCUUUUUCUUUUCUCCUUUC